AUGAUUCCCGAUGAUGAUGAUGUUGAUGAUGAUGAUGAUGAUGAUGAUGAUGAUGAUGAUGAUGAUGAAACGGAAGAUGUUGAUGAUGAUUCUGAUGAUGAUGAUGAUGGUGAUGAUGAUGAUGAUGAUGAUGAUGAUGAUGAUGAUGAUUCGGAUGAUGAUGACGAUGAUGAUGAUGAUGAUGACGAUGCUGAUGAUGUUGAUGAUGAUGAUGAUUCGGAUGAUGAUGACGAUGAUGAAGAUGAUGAGGAUGAUGAUGAUGAUGAUGAUAGAGAUGAACAGGAUGAUGAUGAUGAUGAUGAUGAUUCGGAUGUUAAUUUUGAUGAUGAUGAUGAUGAUGAUGAUGAUCCGGAUGAUGAAGAUGCUGCUGCUGCUGAUGAUGAUGAUAAAGAUAAAUCGGACGAUGAUGUUGGUGAAGAUGAUGCUCAUGAUGAUGAUGACGAUGCUGAUGAUGAUGUGGAUAAUGACGAUGAUGAUGAUCAUGUUGAUGAUGAUGCGGAUGAGGAUGUUGAUAAUGAUGAUGAUGAUGAUGAUGAAUCGGAUGAUGAUGAAGAUGCUGAUGAUGAUGAUGACAAUUAUAUUGAUUGA
This is a messenger RNA of Echinostoma caproni, 588 nucleotides long. The record is from the annotation of a GenBank genome assembly. Lineage: Eukaryota; Metazoa; Platyhelminthes; Trematoda; Plagiorchiida; Echinostomatidae.